Molecule: messenger RNA, 847 nt
Organism: Eutrema salsugineum
Lineage: Eukaryota; Viridiplantae; Streptophyta; Magnoliopsida; Brassicales; Brassicaceae
Product: ras-related protein RABA4a
Exons: 2
Coding region: 67-744 (225 amino acids)
Cellular component (GO): endosome
Molecular function (GO): GTP binding; GTPase activity
Source: RefSeq, a predicted model, not a curated record
AUCAUUUUUACUUCAUAGCUCCAACACUCGAACCAUUGUUGAAAACAGGGGAUUUCCGGUGAAAAGAUGGCGAGUGGUGGAUACGGAGACCCGUCGCAGAAAAUUGACUACGUCUUCAAGCUGGUGUUGAUCGGAGACUCUGGGGUUGGGAAGUCGCAGAUACUGUCUCGGUACGCGAGAAACGAAUUCAGCAUGGAUUCCAAAGCCACCAUCGGCGUCGAGUUCCAGACUCGAACACUUGUAAUGGACCAUAAGAGUGUCAAGGCUCAGAUCUGGGACACCGCAGGCCAAGAACGGUACAGAGCGGUGACGAGUGCGUAUUACAGAGGAGCGGUUGGGGCGAUGCUGGUGUACGACGUGACUCGGCGUCAAACAUUCGACCAUAUCCCACGGUGGCUAGAAGAACUGAGAGGUCACGCAGACAAGAACAUUGUGAUUAUACUCAUCGGGAACAAAUCCGAUCUUGAAGAUCAACGUGCAAUCUCGAUGGAAGAUGCCAAAGAAUUCGCGGAGAAAGAAGGUCUUUUCUUCUUGGAGACAUCGGCUCUAAACGCAGUCAACGUGGAGACUGCUUUCUCGACUGUUUUGACUGAGAUUUUCAACAUCGUGAACAAGAAGAACCUCGUUGCUGGAGAAGGACAGGGUAAUGGCGAUGCCGCGUCGCUUGCUGGUAAGAAGAUCAAUAUUGUUCCAGGUCCUGCUCAGGUGAUUCCCACCAAGAAUAGAUUGUGCUGCAACUCUUAGAACCUUGAACCUUUGCUUUCGUUUUUGUUUUGGGGAUUUUCUUUGAACUUGAGUUUUGUUUUGGUUUGAAUUGUUCGUAGAGAUCAGAAAAAAAAAAUUACCU